AUGCGUGAGCGCGUCACCUUUGUCCAUAGGGACCAUACUCUUAACCCUGAAGAGUUGGAUAACCAAGAGGCUGGCCUAUUGGGGCCACAAAUCGAGACAGUCCGCCAGGAUAAGCUCACUGUCCCUUUCAGUGAGCUACCUCUAGAGCUCACUGACAUACUACAAGAGUAUGAAGCUGUUCACAUCAGAUGGGCCAGCCCCAUAAAAUCAGAGACCCUUGAUCCUUUGACCUCACGUAUCUCACCGGGUCUUCAUGUCUAUGCCACUCCGACCUCAGCAAGCUCAUGCAACCCGACAAAGUUAUGCGGUUGGCUUCAAAGGUUUGGUCCACUGGCCUGUAUGAAACCAGAGGCUUUCACCGAGUUUCCAAACAAUAACUCGCUUCUAUCUGGUUUCUCCUUCUAUCAAGCACUUGAAGACUUGCAUUCUUUCGUGAUCACUAGCUCGCAGGAAUUCUGCCCUGAGGCCGAUACUGUCUGCCACGCUCGACUGCGUAGCUUAUUGACCGCCACCAGCGUGGACUUAUCCUUUGACAAUACUGCAAAUGCUCUUGUUCUCUCAGCACUAUGGCCUUUCCGCCCUCAAACAGUUGCUGUCUCUGCAUCUCUGGAGAGGAGGGUAGAAGUUGGUAUCUUUGUCAAUGACCGCUCCCAACCAAACAUGAAAGAGAAUGAGCUGGGGGUCGCUGGCGUCUUGUCCGUUCUUGGCGAUCAGAAGAAGCCCUCGCCAACCAUCUUCACCUUCCCCGCCCGACAUCGCCGAGACGAAUCUGUUUUCAGCUCCCGGUUCCUUGCGCCUACAGGACUUCACCCCACUCUUCAGCUAAGCCUCAACUCCAACAAGGUCCCAAGCGCCGAGGGCGAGUGUGCGCCGUAUGCCUUCCUGACGUUACCCAAGACCAUAUUCGCGGAUCGUUAUCAACUGGGAGACGAUUUGUUCUUGGCCUCGAAGAACCUGACUACUUUGCGACACACGACUCUGCCCGUCGACCUAGAAGCGCCAGCAUAUACAACUGAAACAUGGGGUUCCAGUGUUCUGCUUCAGCUCGCGCCGCCUGAUCCCAAACAAGAGCAGCCGUGGAGUGUUGAGAUUCCACUUCACCUGCGAUAUCUCAAGCCUUCAGCUAGCGGUCAAGCUGAGAUUGAGAUUCCAUAUCCCACUGUCUUCUGGGCAUGUCAGGUGCAAGAAGAAACACUUGAGAGCCCAUUUGAUCGCCUGCAUGUGGGAUAUGAUGAUCUCUUCGACCGCCACACUGUCUUUUGGCACGUCAGCCCCCAGCCAGAAGGUGGCAGCAGACUCAUGAACCGAGUCGCCGUACCUGUACUCAAGGAGGAAGGAAUGGAUUCCAUCAGAUCAGGAACGGCAAUUGCAGUUACGUUAGGCUUUGCCUGGGUUCUGUGGAAGUUAGUUAGUGUCAUGCUAAACUCUGACAAGACGCCGGCCAAAAUUGAGGAAGAGACUACUCCAAAGUAA
Fusarium sp. VM40 is the source of this 1473-nucleotide messenger RNA. NCBI's taxonomy places the organism in Eukaryota, Fungi, Ascomycota, Sordariomycetes, Hypocreales, Nectriaceae. The record is from the annotation of a GenBank genome assembly.